UUCUUCUCUUGGAAAUAGUAGGAAAGAAAAGAAUCAAGACAGUACAAAUGUAUUUGUGUAGGGGAACUAUUCUGCUUAAAUAUUUUACAUUAAUCCUUUUAAUCAUCUUUCUGCAAACAUGCAAUGCUAGGAAGAGCAAACCCUACUACUGUCCUUCUUCUGCUUGUGGCCAUAUCCGUAACAUAAGCUACCCUUUUCGCUUAAACACUGAUCCAGAACAUUGCAGAUAUGGUCUAGCAUUUGAGUUAGCUUGUGAAAGUAACCAAACAGUCAUAUGGUUAUUCUCCAAGAAAUUUUACGUUCAAGCCAUCAACUAAUAAUCAGACAAUUCACCUGGUAGAUCCAACUUUACAAACACAAGAUGAUCUAUGCUCUUUCAAACCUCAGCAUAACUUGUUCAACAAAGCCAAUACAAUCUUCCACUCAUACUAUGUAGCAGAUCCCAUUUUCAUGAUCAACUGUCCAUUUGCUGUUAAUAAUUAUUCGACAUUUGUGGAAAUUAUUGGCUGCAAUUUAAGCAGACACACUUAUUUAAAGAUUGGAGUCAUAGAUGCCUCUGCACUCAGCGAUGGAUGCAGAGUGGAAUUUAUAGGCUGGACCUCAUGGCCUAAUAUUAUUUAUACAGAGAACAACAUUUCCCUUUCUGAUUUUCAUCAUGCUAUCCUCUACGGAUUUGAGCUUCGUUAUUAUCUGCGGAGUUCUCCACAAAGGAUAAGUAAGGUUUUAUUGAAUAUGUUCUCGGUGUUCUUCAAUGGAUUCACUGUGAGAACUCAAACUUUUGUCUACAUAUACUUUUAAUUCUCCAUUGAUAUCUCAUUCUAAAUUUUUUGCACUUUAAUCUAACCAGGGACCAGUCUAGUGCUACUUCAGCUCAUCUUGAGUAAGCUCCUAUAUAUCCCUUUAUUUGGCUGGACACAGAUCAACAUUCCA
Messenger RNA from Solanum tuberosum (potato), 930 nucleotides. RefSeq lists its product as uncharacterized. NCBI's taxonomy places the organism in Eukaryota, Viridiplantae, Streptophyta, Magnoliopsida, Solanales, Solanaceae. The record is from RefSeq and is a predicted model, not a curated record. The transcript is spliced from 3 exons. The coding region runs from base 451 to 798 and encodes 115 amino acids.